AUGAUGGACUUCGCUCUCGCUGUCUUUAUGGCUUUCAUUGAACAGACAUUGGCCGAAUACUACUCCAGCGUUGGCCCACACUACGAAAUGUCCGACGCUCCUCAAGGUAAGGUGUUUGUUAGGAACUACUGUGUCAAGGACUUUUAUGCAUACCAUACGACUGCAUUUGACGAUCCUAAUCCUGAGAAUGGAAUUGCACUCAAAGCCGGCCAUGAAAUAUCUUUUCCUGUCAUCAUUCCCGAGAGGGGCUGUCAGUGUGGAACAAGUAUAAAGCUCUUCGAAGCCCAGACGAAAUCGGGCAAGCAAACCCAAAUGGAGUAUAGCAUACGUGAUGUCGGCGAUCGAAAAGACUGGUUUAUAAGCUAUGACAUCUCUUUCGUGGAUUGUGCAACAAGUACCCCUGGCGUUGUUGAUACCUUUUUCAAAAAUCAUACUGGUCGAGGGUGUCCUGGAUGGGACGAGGGCGUCAAGGUCUACGGAACUAAUGGUCGCGAAUGUGGUGCGAUGCAAUGCUCCAAGAGCAAGUUCUGUCCAUGGGAUGCAUACUUUGAACCUGAGCCAGCCAAAGGCACAGAGAACCCGUAUCAGCCUGUACGCCAAUGCGCAGCCGGAUCGAUCGAUGCUGACAUCCAUUUUGUUUUGUGCUCCGGCACCACAUCCGACGGCGGUGAUCCGGCCAUCCCCGGCUACCGAGCACCUCCACCGGAUGACGGACCGAACGCUACGCUGCAGCAUUUCUCUGCUUCAUCUCCCUCUCCCUCUCCGCCACUUGCCAGCUUGGUGCACCAGGGCACAUCGCCUCUGUACAGCCCGGCAGACGAUGGCGUCACGACACGUUAUGCGGCUGCUCCAGCUAUAGUGACGAUUGAGGUCACCGGGACUGCCCUACUCUCUGAGGAUAAUGUUGCUAAGAUAAAAGAGCACCUUGACUGGGUUUGCAUCGCCUCGGUUUCCACCGAUGCCAUGGUUACCAUCACGGGCGUCCACCCCCGGACAGUCAUUGCUGAUUCCACGUUCGGUGCCCUCGCACACUACCUCUGGACUCUCAAGUUGAUCUUGGAAGGGAGUUAA
This is a messenger RNA of Pseudovirgaria hyperparasitica, 1071 nucleotides long. RefSeq lists its product as uncharacterized. The record is from RefSeq and is a predicted model, not a curated record. The transcript has 2 exons. NCBI's taxonomy places the organism in Eukaryota, Fungi, Ascomycota, Dothideomycetes, Acrospermales, Acrospermaceae. The coding region runs from base 1 to 1071 and encodes 356 amino acids.